AUGCCGAUAGAUCUUGUAAACAAGGAACGUCGAUUCUCGCCAGACUCCGAGAGCAGUCCGGUAGACCAAAUACCUACCAAGCGUGACCCCGGUUUUUACGAUCUUGAAAAAGUUUUGGAUUGUGAUAGAGUUGAAUAUCAAAAGCAUCACGAUGGCAGUACCCUUGUGUUGAAGAGAUCAGAUACCCGUGAGGCCCAAGUUAACGAUCUCCAUAAAGAGUUGGAACACUUUCUACGUCACCAGAUGGAUAUUUUGAAGCAUUUCUCCCUCUCGGACGACCUCAUGGAGUCUAUUCAUAACUGCUUGAAAUCACGAGAUGAGCUUCUGAAAGUUAAGGAGCUGACUCUGGAAGUGAAACGCUAUGAGCAUCUGAAUAUGGUGGUCAAACACUUGCAUCCGGACUAUUUGCGAGAUAUUCGUAUUUUUACUGUCGCUGAAGAAGACAUUCCAAAACCGUGGAACCUCAAAGACCUUAGUGAGUCUACCCAAUGGGAAAAGGCCAAGACACUUCAUAUCGAAGGAAUCUGUGUGAACAUUCCCAUUCUGAAUCUCCUCCACUUUUCAAUAGUAGACGUCUCGAUUCCUGUCAUCACCACUUCGGAUGCGAUUUGGUUGCGAAAUACCGCUAUCCAUUCUUUUAAGCUACAUUCCUUCCUUAUUCAAUUCCAAUACUUUGAGAAUGAGAGGGAACUCAAUGAUUCAUUUGGACAGUGGUUUUGCCAAACGGAAACUCUAGACGGUGACAGAUUCGUGUGGUGGUUCUCAACGAAAGGAUCUGGUCAUGCAGUCAGAGUGAUUUUUCAACAGAAUCGGUACUUCAAGUUCACUAGAGUGAAGUUGAAAAUGGCUCCAGACGAUAUUUUGAUCAUUCGUUGA
Molecule: messenger RNA, 876 nt
Organism: Caenorhabditis remanei
Lineage: Eukaryota; Metazoa; Nematoda; Chromadorea; Rhabditida; Rhabditidae
Exons: 3
Coding region: 1-876 (291 amino acids)
Source: RefSeq, a predicted model, not a curated record